AUGUCGUUACGUGAUGAUGAGUCGGUGAUGGACGUAGAAGGAGUGUCACUUGAUCGUGAGACAGCCGUCUACAAGGAUCACGGUCACCUUCAGAGGCCUGCGAAGACAAAUCGGCGGCAGAGCUUACUUAUAUGA
Molecule: messenger RNA, 135 nt
Organism: Haemonchus placei
Lineage: Eukaryota; Metazoa; Nematoda; Chromadorea; Rhabditida; Trichostrongylidae
Source: the annotation of a GenBank genome assembly